This is a messenger RNA of Capsella rubella, 1484 nucleotides long. RefSeq lists its product as uncharacterized. Gene Ontology annotation, biological process: lipid metabolic process. NCBI's taxonomy places the organism in Eukaryota, Viridiplantae, Streptophyta, Magnoliopsida, Brassicales, Brassicaceae. Gene Ontology annotation, molecular function: triacylglycerol lipase activity. The coding region runs from base 45 to 1484 and encodes 479 amino acids. The record is from RefSeq and is a predicted model, not a curated record. The transcript is spliced from 4 exons.
CACUACAAUGCUCACACAAAAAAAUAAAAAUAAAAAAAAUCAACAUGAUCAACAAUAACGAUGAUGACGAAGAGUUUCCGAGAGGAUAUCUGAUUCUCCAACCGGAAGAGCUCCGGCCAUUGGAACUUCUCCGUCUGUUAUUCUCCGGUGAUAUCGAGAAGCCAAGAUUAGUAGAUAGUUCAGAGACCAAAGAACCAAGUUUCCGACGUCGAUGGCUUAUCUUCGUCUCUCUCGUCCUUCUCAAGCUUCUCCGAUUCUUUUCGGAGAUAUUGGCUCUCCUUGGCUCCGCCUUAGAAUUCUCUUUAAACUUCCUCUCCGAUAACUCUUUCUCCGGUUUCUUCCUCCGAGGACAAGUGGUGUUGCCGAAGCCGACGUCGGAGAAUUAUCAAUCUUUUAUCGGACAUUUGGACAGGAGAAUAAGUUUAGACAAGACUAUGAAUCGCCAAGAUGGAGACAGAUACUAUGCUGUAUUGUCCAUUAUGGCUUCAAAGAUUGCCUACGAAAAUUCUGCCCGUAUCGAAUAUGUCAUCGAGAAUCAUUGGAAUAUGAGUUAUUUAGGCCUCGUUGACUAUUGGAACGAGUACCAACAAAAGGAAACAACACAAGCCCUUAUAAUGUCUACAGAUAAAACAGCGACACCAUCCAACGGUCAAGAAACGACGGCGGUGGUUGCAUUCAGAGGCACCGAACCGUUUAAUUCCGAAGAUUGGUGUUCAGAUUUCGACAUAACAUGGUAUGAGCUCCCAAACAUUGGGAGGAUCCAUGGUGGUUUCAUGAAAGCUCUAGGGCUUCAAAACAAUUGCAGUUGGCCAAAGGAACCUCUCCCAAACCCUAAUCGAUUGUCCCCUUUAGCUUAUUACUCGAUCAGAGACUCUUUGAAAACCCUGAUGGCUCAAAACGAAAACACUAAGUUCGUUCUGACCGGUCAUAGCUUAGGAGGAGCCCUCGCGAUCUUGUUCACUGCUGUGCUUGUGAUUCACGAUGAGACAGAGUUGUUGGGGAGGAUCCAAGGGGUAUAUACUUUUGGACAACCUAGAGUUGGAGAUUCCAAGUUUGGUGUAUUUAUGGAGAAGAAAUUAGAACAAUAUGACGUGAAGUACUAUAGAUUUGUUUAUAACAACGACAUAGUUCCAAGAUUGCCGUACGAUGAUAAGGAUUUGAUGUUCAAACACUUUGGCACUUGCAUCUACUACGACCGGCACUAUCAAGCAAAGGUUCUGAGAGAGCUAUCGGACGAAAACUUUUUCUCGUUGCGGUGGAUUGUAAAGAUGAUGCACAGUGCUAUACUGGAGCUCAUAAGAAGCUUCACUAUUGUGACUGAGAAGGGAUCGGAGUUUAGAGAAGGAUGGUUGUUGAAGGGUGGGAGGGUGUUGGGGAUUAUGGUCCCUGGCAUUUCAAACCAUACACCUCAAGAUUAUGUGAAUGCCACUCUAUUAACCCCUCCUUGUGUUUUCCAAAUUCAUAGAGAUGUUUCUAUUACAUAA